Phragmites australis (common reed) is the source of this 1547-nucleotide messenger RNA. Its product is annotated as thioredoxin reductase NTRA-like. NCBI's taxonomy places the organism in Eukaryota, Viridiplantae, Streptophyta, Magnoliopsida, Poales, Poaceae. The record is from RefSeq and is a predicted model, not a curated record. Gene Ontology annotation, biological process: removal of superoxide radicals. The transcript has 2 exons. Gene Ontology annotation, cellular component: cytoplasm. Gene Ontology annotation, molecular function: thioredoxin-disulfide reductase (NADPH) activity. Bases 160 to 1272 code for a protein of 370 amino acids.
CACCACCGAGGCGGCCACUCACACCACACCAACCCGCGCCGGCCCGUUCGAGCCCAGCCUCUACUUCCUCGGUCCGGCCCGCGUCCGGCAAGAGCACGCCCGUCCCCCAACUCCGCGUCCGCGUCCGCCGCGCCCGCCCCCGCCCCGACGCCGUCCUUGAUGAGCCUCUGCUCCAAGCUCUUCGCGCUGCUCCGCAAGUCCCGCGCGCUCGCCACCACCACCACGACGGCCGCCGCCGCGACGGCUUCCGCGACCGCGUCGGCCAACGGGAUGGAGGAGAUGGUGGCCGCGGCGGGCCCGCUGCGCACGCGCGUCUGCAUCAUCGGGAGCGGCCCCGCCGCGCACACGGCCGCCGUCUACGCGGCGCGCGCCGAGCUCAAGCCCGUGCUCUUCGAGGGAUGGCUCGCCAAUGACAUCGCGGCCGGGGGGCAGCUCACCACCACCACCGACGUUGAGAACUUCCCGGGAUUCCCCGAGGGUAUCAUUGGCACCGAGCUCAUGGACCGCUGCCGCGCGCAGUCGGUGAGGUUCGGGACCAAGAUCCUCUCCGAGACCGUCACCUCCGUCGACUUCUCCGUCCACCCCUUCCGCGUCGCCUCCGACGACACCGUCGUCCACACCGACGCCGUCGUCGUGGCCACCGGUGCCGUCGCGCGCAGGCUGCACUUCGCCGGUUCCGAUGCGUUCUGGAACCGCGGCAUCUCGGCCUGCGCCGUCUGCGACGGGGCCGCGCCCAUCUUCCGGAACAAGCCCAUUGCCGUCGUCGGCGGCGGGGACUCCGCCAUGGAGGAGGCCAACUUCCUUACCAAGUACGGCUCUCAAGUCUACAUCAUCCACCGCCGCAACGCCUUCAGAGCGUCCAAGAUCAUGCAGGCACGGGCGCUCUCCAACCCCAAGAUCCAGGUCGUCUGGGACUCCGAGGUCGUCGAGGCCUACGGCGGCGCGAACGGGGGCCCAUUGGCCGGCGUCAAGGUCAAAAACAUCGUCAGCGGCGAGGUCUCUGAGCUCCAGGUGGCUGGGCUCUUCUUUGCCAUCGGGCACGAGCCAGCGACCAAAUUUCUCGGCGGGCAGCUCGAGCUCGACUCCGAUGGGUAUGUGGUGACCAAGCCCGGCACCACGCACACCAGUGUGAAGGGGGUCUUUGCCGCCGGGGAUGUCCAGGACAAGAAGUACCGGCAGGCCAUUACCGCAGCAGGAUCAGGUUGCAUGGCUGCUUUGGAUGCAGAACACUACCUGCAGGAGGUUGGAGCACAGGAGAGAAAGGCUGAUUGACUUCAUCUGGGCCAAGCAGCUGGCAGCCCUACGAAAAAUUCCUCUUUAGUGCCGAAAGCUGCACUCUAAGGCGUUAUAUUGUGAACGGUGGGAGCUCCAGCAUAAACAGUAGAUUAUUGUUGUUCUUAGGCCUCGAUUUAUGAUACAUUGGAAAUUUGUUCUUACGAACGCGGACAAGAUAGUAUCCGCUAUUUCACAUUGUCACAAGUCAUGAAUUACAUUUUACGAAUUUGUGAAUCCUGGUUGCUAGUGAAGCACCUUUGUUGCUGCUGGUA